AUGGAGACGAGCAGCCCGAGGAUGACGGCCGGCCCCCGGGAGGCGGCGGUGAACUGCUCCCCGGCGGUGGCGGCCAACGCGGAGGGUGAGGAGAUCGAGGUUUUGGAAAGUACCGACGUCCUUCCAGUGGCUCCAGAGGACGUAAGUCAAUGGAAGUCUCUGUUUGACAAGUAUGACCCAGAGAACUCGGGCUUCAUCAGUACAGAGCGGUUCAGGGACCUUCUGGCGGCGCACGGCUCCGAGCUUGACCCCCACAAACUGGAAGUCCUGUUGGCCCUCACCAAUGGAAACGCUGAUGGCAAAAUCUGCUACCAGGACUUUGUGAACCUGAUGAGUAACAAGCGCUCCAACAGUUUCCGGAGGGCCAUCCUGCAGGGGAGCCGGCAGCUGAAGGGCUGCAGUCUCAGGGAUGAGGUCGGCCUGGGGCUGUCGCAGCGCCUGGUCCGACACGUCGCCUACGAGACGCUGCCCCGCGAGGUCGACCGCAAGUGGUACUUUGACAGCUACACCUACUGCCCCCCGCCGCUGCUCAUUCUGGCGAUCACCAUCGCUGAGGUAGCCGUGUUCAUGUACUACGGGUUCCAGCUGGAGCGCCUGGUCCUGCAGGUGUCCAGCCCGUCAUUCCUAAAGAGCCCCUUACCCUACCACCCCCAGCUCCGGGCCCAGGCCUGGAGGUACCUCAGCUACAGCUUCAUGCACACUGGCAUUGAACACCUAAGCCUCAACAUGGCCAUGCAGCUGCUGGUGGGAGUCCCACUAGAAAUGGUCCACGGGGCCCUGAGGAUCGGACUGGUCUACGUGUGUGGUGUGCUGGCAGGGUCAUUGGCGGUGUCCGUCACAGAUAUGACGGCUCCAGUAGUCGGGUCAUCUGGGGGAGUGUACGCACUGGUCUCAGCGCACUUGGCUAAUGUUGUAAUGAACUGGUCGGGAAUGAAGUGUCAGUUUAAGCUGUUCCGGAUGGCAAUGGCUCUGGUGUGCAUGAGUGUCGAGUUUGGCCGGGCGGUGUGGUUGCGGUUCUACCCGCCGGCCUUCCCUCCCUGCCCCAACCCCAGCUUUGUAGCGCACCUGGGAGGGGUGGUGGUCGGCCUGACACUGGGCGUGGUGGUCCUGCAGAACUACGAGCAGCGGCUCCAGGAACAGUCCCUGUUUUGGAUCUUUUUCUGCGUCUACACCUUGUUUGUUCUUUGCGCCGUCUUUUGGAACAUUUUCGCUUACAGCUUGCUCGACGUGCGACUGCCACCGCCGCCUUGACUUCACUAUUAGAGGCAGAUGAGACACUGUAUCCCCCUUUACUACUCCAUCAGUAGAGGUCUGACCGCCCAGCUGGAAGAGUCACCUCACCCCUCGUACUUGCUUCAUCGUGGGGGGAUCGGAGUUGUUGAACCGCCACCUCACCUCUACAUCCACUUCUCUGAUGCAGGGAUUCCGACUUGCUGCAGGCCUCUCUGUCAUCGUAUAUUUUUCAUCCCAGCUGCCACAUCUGAGGCUAAGCCUUACCAUCGCCAAGUUUACCUCCCCCUGCUCUUUUGCCUCAUCUGUGUUGGAUGCUCGGCUCAAGACGAUCAGCCGGCUGGGGGACGUUUGCUGACAACACUGUGCUGACACAGGAGAAGCCUCGGAUCUAACACAACAAGAACAAGCAGGAACGGCCCCAUCCACAUGGCUUAACUUCCUCUGCCUCCUCCUCCUCAAUCCAACAGUGCCUGCUGGCGACAUCGGCGUAAUGAAAGUAUUUCUGCACAGUUGCCUCUUGUGCAGGUUAACGGCAGCAACAACUGUCUUCAGACAAAACAAGUUCCAAACAUCCUGCUGUCUGCCUGUGCCCUCUUUAUUAGUAAAGAAAGAAUGAGGUACUAUGAUAAUUUAGGCUUUGAUUUGUCAUCAUUACAAGCAGCUAAUAACACAUGAGGUCACUAAUAAGGAGAAGUAUUUUUUUUUUUCCCUAUCCUUUAUUAAAUGGUGUGGUCUUUCAGUUUAAAAGCAGAACUUAUUUAUUUCACGUUCAGAUUUUGCAACACUUUCACUCUAUACCCUGCGCUUGCACUCAAGUAGCCGCUGCUUGUGCUUGGAUUUGCUCAGCUUGUGCACUUAAACUCAGAUAUUUUGUUGCUUGGACAGAUUUUCUGCGCUCGGGCUUCAGAUCUUCUCCUCGCGCUCCCAGACUACU
Messenger RNA from Pleuronectes platessa (European plaice), 2167 nucleotides. It is a transcript of the gene rhbdl3, whose product is annotated as rhomboid, veinlet-like 3 (Drosophila). Lineage: Eukaryota; Metazoa; Chordata; Actinopteri; Pleuronectiformes; Pleuronectidae. Bases 1 to 1251 code for a protein of 416 amino acids. The record is from RefSeq and is a predicted model, not a curated record. The transcript has 9 exons. Gene Ontology annotation, cellular component: membrane. Gene Ontology annotation, molecular function: serine-type endopeptidase activity; calcium ion binding.